This is a messenger RNA of Paramecium tetraurelia, 1356 nucleotides long. RefSeq lists its product as uncharacterized. The record is from RefSeq and is a predicted model, not a curated record. Gene Ontology annotation, biological process: nuclear membrane organization. The transcript has 4 exons. Gene Ontology annotation, cellular component: nuclear inner membrane. Lineage: Eukaryota; Ciliophora; Oligohymenophorea; Peniculida; Parameciidae.
AUGAAAUUGCUCCUUAUAUCUAUAUUGGUCAAGUUCAUUGAAUGCAGAAACUAUUCUUUCAGUUCUAAUGAUGAUGACGAUAGCGACAGUGACAGCGUAAUUGGUCCAGUUUUUGCCAUUUGCUUUGGAUUUGGAAUGAUAGUAGCGGCAUUUCCUUGCUUAUGGUUUAAUGAGAGGAGAAUGGCCAUAUCUGAAACAAGGUUGUUAGCUGGAAGAAGAGCUUGUAAAUCAGUCAACGCAGCUGAAGUAGACCCUCGAAUGGAAGAUCAAUUGAUUCAUGUCAAAGGAAAGUUAACCACAAACGACCUUAUCAUUGAUCCUCAAUUUAGAUUGGAACUUGGAAACUGUGUAAAACUGAGAAGGAAGGUCGAAACUUAUUAAUGGGUUCAAAAAUCAAGAGAGGAAGGUAGCAAAAAGAAUAAGAGAACUGUGUAUUACUAUGAAAGUGAAUGGUCAUCCAAAAUCGAAGGAUCAUAUCCUAAUCAUGAGAACAGACGUGAAGAUUUAACAGUCUAAGAACAGGAGUUGACAGCUGAAAAUGUCUACAUUGGAGCUUAUAAACUAACCGAUUAUCUAAAGAGCAAGGCAGUAGAUUACGUAUAAGUAGACUCCAUUUCACAAUAACAAUGUGAAGCAGCUAAAGUUGCAUUUUAAAGCAGAACUCAAUAAUAUAUAUUUUUUGAUGGGAGAUAUAUUUAGUUUAGAAAAUCUGAGAAUUCAUAAUCAAUAGGUGAUCAACGAGUUUUAUUUGAGAAGGUUCCUUGCAAUUAUGCUGCCAUUGUAGCAAGAUAACAUAAGGAAUCAUUCAAGCCAUAUUUAUUUAAAGAUUCAUUUUCAGAUGAUGUCAAUUAGGAUUAUGCUAAAAAUCCUGAUAUGUUGAAGAGUUUCAAUAGAUUCCAUGAAUUGAGUGAAGAGGAACAACCACUUAAUUAAAUCGAUCCAUCAUCAGAAGUGUCAUCCAAUAUUUUCAAAUCCUAUGAAGCCCCCUUGAAUUACAUCAACUGGUACUUCAACAGAAGUUUCACUUUAGAUCAAUGUUUCUAGUCUUAGCUAAGCAAGUUGGUUAGAAUGGUCUGGUUGUGUAGAGUUGGAGGAUUUUUUAUGUUUUUAUUUGGAUUUGUGUUGUUGUUCACUCCAAUAACGACCCUGUUAUAUUACAUUCCAUUGUUGGGUGGUUUCUUAUCGAAAUUGACUGGAAUAGUGUUGGCUUUCUUGAGUGGAAUGAUAUCUAUGCCAUUAACUUUAGGUACUAUCGGAAUUGCUUGGCUCUAUUACAGACCAAUCAAGGGUUUGAUUUAUUCUUCUAUGGCCGUGAUAUCAGGAGUAGCAUGUUACAGAUAUAUUAUGAGCUAUUGA